This is a messenger RNA of Quercus lobata, 2829 nucleotides long. Its product is annotated as putative receptor-like protein kinase At3g47110. Gene Ontology annotation, biological process: protein phosphorylation. The transcript has 3 exons. Bases 1 to 2829 code for a protein of 942 amino acids. Lineage: Eukaryota; Viridiplantae; Streptophyta; Magnoliopsida; Fagales; Fagaceae. The record is from RefSeq and is a predicted model, not a curated record. Gene Ontology annotation, molecular function: ATP binding; protein binding; protein kinase activity.
AUGAAAAUGAGACUAUUGUGCUCAAUUCGCUUCCAAGCCAUCCUUCUCUUGUUCUAUGUAAAAUCAACUCUUCCUGUUUUAUCUAGCAAUACCGGCACCUCUAGUUAUUUUGGUGGGAAUGAGACGGAUUAUCAGGCUUUGCUGGCCUUCAAGACAAAGAUAACACAAGACCCUGGAAACCUUUUGAGCUCGUGGAAUGAUUCCCUCCAUUUCUGCCAGUGGCAAGGUGUAAGAUGCGGCCGCAAGCAUAGAAGAGUCACUGUAUUAAACCUUACGUCCAGAGGUUUGGUGGGUUCCUUGUCUCCAUACAUAGGCAACCUCAGCUUCAUGAGGGUAAUCGAUCUCUCGAACAACAUCAUUGUAGGCAAGAUUCAUAAUGAAGUUGGUCGUCUGUUCAGGUUGCAAGUAUUGAGACUGUCUAACAACUUCUUCCAAGGAAAAAUUCCUGCAAACCUUUCCCAUUGCUCCAACCUCAAGUACCUUAAGGUCGGUAAUAAUAAUCUUUCAGGGUCAAUCCCAAUGGAGUUCGCUUCUUUGACAAAGCUGGUGACAUUCUCUGCUCACGUAAACAAUCUCAUGGGAGGAGUCCCACUUUUCAUUGGAAACCUUAGCUCUCUCCAAUCUUUAUCUGUAGCCCAUAAUGUCUUGGGAGGACAGAUUCCAAGUGCCUUAGGUCAACUAAGAAGCUUAGAAUAUCUUGGACUGAGUGAAAAUAAACUCUCUGGUUUGAUUCCUCCGUCUUUAUAUAAUCUUUCAUCUAUAAUUGUUUUCUCAUUGGCUGCAAAUGAGCUUAGUGGAAGUCUUCCCACAGACUUAUUCCUCACCCUUCCCCAUCUCCAAUUGCUUCAAAUUCCUAGAAACCAAUUUACCGGAUCUCUUCCAGCCUCAUUAUCUAAUGCUUCAAAGCUACAGGACUUGGAAGUUCAAGUGAACAAUUUUACGGGACAAGUUUCAAUCAAUUUUGGAGGCUUACAGCAUUUGGAAGGGAUAUUAAUUAAUGGAAAUAAUUUAGGAAGCGGAGAUGCUGAUGAAUUGGAUUUCAUUAAAUCUCUAGUCAAUUGUAGCCGAUUGCAGAAAAUGAGCCUCAUGGGCAAUCAAUUCAAAGGUAUGUUGCCAAAUGUUUUGGGAAAUCUUUCAACCCAACUUAAAUUUUUUGAUAUCAGUAACAAUCUAUUUUUUGGGGAAAUCCCUUCAGGGUUAGGUAAUUUGAUUAGCAUGCUCCUCUUAGUGAUGCAUGGUAACAAAUUCACAGGGACAAUCCCAAGUGAUAUUGGUAAUCUCCAAAAGUUACAACGAUUAUUUUUAAAUAACAACAAACUUUCAGGAAGGUUACCAAUUACCCUAGGAAACCUGUCUUCAGUGAGUGUCAUGCUUUUUGAAAAUAACAAAUUGCAUGGAACUAUCCCAUCAAGUCUAGGAAAGUGCAAAAAUCUGAAUUUGUUAGAUCUAUCUCAAAACAAUUUUAGUGGCCCCAUUCCAAAACAACUCUUAGCAAUUUCCUCCUUGUCAAUUUCACUUAAUUUAGCUCGAAACUUUUUAAUUGGAUCAUUACCAUCAGAGGUUGGCAAUCUUGUCCAUUUAGCAAAAUUGGACAUAUCUGAGAAUAAGUUGUCUGGUGAAAUUCCAAGCAGCCUUAGCUCCUGCACCAGCCUUGAGUACCUUUACAUGGAAGGUAAUUUCUUUCAAGGAGUAAUUCCAACAUCUUUGAGUACUUCAAGAGGUAUCCAAGUUAUGGAUCUUUCUCGAAACAAGUUGUCGGGUCAAAUUCCAAAUUUCUUGGAUACACUUUCCUUGAAGAAUUUGAAUUUAUCCUUCAAUGAUUUUGAGGGAGAGGUUCCAACAAAAGGAGUUUUUGCAAAUGCUAGUGCGCUAUCAAUUGUAGGAAAUAAAAGGCUUUGUGGGGGCAUAUCUAAAUUAAAGUUGCCUAGUUUUGGCUCAGUGUAUAAAGGCAUCCUUGGUGAGGAGGGUUCAAUUGUUGCAGUCAAGGUAUUAAAUAUUCAACGUAGAGGAGCUUCUAGGAGCUUCUUCUCAGAGUGUGAAACCUUGAAAAAUAUUCGUCAUCGAAAUCUUGUGAAGAUCAUAACGUCUUGCUCAAGUGUGGAUUUUCAUGGUAAUGAUUUCAAGGCUCUAGUUUUUGAGUUCAUGCCCAAUGGAAAUCUAGAAAAUUGGUUACAUGAUGUAGAAACAGAUUUCAGGCAAGUAGAGAUACAAAAUUUGAACCUUCUUCAAAGAAUAAACAUUGCCAUUGAUGUUGCAUGUGCACUCGAUUAUCUACAUCACCAUUGCCCAAUGCCAGUUGUUCACUGUGAUUUAAAGCCAAGCAACAUUCUUUUUGACUAUGAUAUGAUUGCUCAUGUUGGAGAUUUCGGACUUGCAAAAUUUCUUUUAGAACAAACAAAUUCGAAGCAAAGUAGCUCAAUUGGAAUAAGAGGAACAAUUGGGUACACUCCUCCAGAGUAUGGUCUAGGAAGUGAAGUGUCAACCAAAGGAGAUGUCUACAGUUAUGGUAUCUUAUUGUUGGAGAUAAUAACAGGAAAGAGACCUACAGAUGGUAUGUUUGAUGGAGGCUUGAAUCUUCACAACUACACUAGCAUAGCCUGGCCUAAUCGUGUAUUGGAGAUUGCAGAUCCAAAACUUUUAAACCAUAAUGAUGAAGUAAUUGGCAAUCACAAUUGUACCCCAACAAAUAGAACGAAUGAGUGUUUGAUAUCUAUGGUGAAGCUUGGCCUGGCAUGCUCUAAGGAGUUGCCUCAGGAACGAUGGGACAUUAGCAAGGCCAUCUCUGAGUUGCAAUUGGUCAGGGACAUUCUUCUUGGCACUAGGAUAUAA